CCCCCAGCUCUUUCUAGCGGAUAAAAGGAGAGGAAGUGCCAGACCACAGCCUCAGAGGAAUCUUCUCUCUUUCUCUCCACUCAGAACCUUCCUGGCUAUUUUUUUUGUAAAGUAAAAAAAAUUCCACUCUCUCCAUCUGUAACUUUUUGACUAUCCCAGCUUUGUUCCUCAAUUAGCCAUGUCACAGUUUGGUUACAGCUCCCGUUCAGCAGCUGGGCCUGGUGGGUUCUCCCAGGUCCGAGUCAGUACUGUCUCUUCGUCUCGUGGAGUCGGAGGGGGCAGCAGUUUCAGGAAGCCAGGAGGCUUUGGCAGCUCCAGCCUUUACAACCUGGGCUCAAGCAACAAAAGGAUUGCCCUAGGUGGUGGCGGAGGCAGCUCCUUCAGUGUCCGGUCCUCCUAUGGAUUUGGCGGAGGCCUUGGCAGUGCCUAUGGUGGAGGGCUUGGUGGUGGGCUUCCAUCGCCAGGGAUUCAAGAGGUCACCAUCAAUCAGAGCCUCUUGUCUCCUCUCAACCUGGAAAUUGACCCUACCAUCCAGAAGGUGCGCAAGGAGGAGAAGGAGCAGAUCAAGACCCUUAACAACAAAUUUGCAUCCUUCAUUGACAAGGUCCGGUUCCUUGAGCAGCAAAAUAAGAUGCUGGAGACCAAGUGGAGUCUCCUGCAGGAGCACAAGACCACACGGAGCAACUUGGUGCCCCUCUUUGAGGGCUAUAUCAGCAACCUGAGGAGGCAGCUCGACAGCCUGCUGAAUGACAAGGGACGCCUUGAGGGAGAGUUGAAGAACAUGCAGGAUCUUGUUGAGGAUUUCAAGAACAAAUAUGAAGAUGAAAUCAAUAAACGCACAACAGCAGAGAAUGACUUUGUUGUGCUCAAGAAGGAUGUUGAUGCUUCCUACAUGAAUAAAGUGGAACUGGAGGCCAAGGUGGAUGGAAUCACUGAUGAGAUAAACUUUCUGAGAACACUCUAUGAAACAGAAUUGCGUGAACUGCAGACCCAGAUCUCUGAUACUUCUGUUGUCCUUCAAAUGGACAACAACCGAAACCUGGACCUGGACAGUAUCAUUGCUGAGGUCAAAGCUCAGUAUGAGGAAGUUGCUAACAAGAGUAGGAUGGAGGCAGAGACAUGGUAUCAAACCAAGUAUGAGGCCCUGCAAGCCACUGCUGGGAAGCAUGGAGAUGACCUGAGGAGCACCAAGACGGAGAUUGCAGAGCUUAACCGCACAAUCCAGAGGCUGCAGUCUGAGAUUGAAAAUGUGAAAAAUCAGCGUGCCAAACUGGAAGCAGCCAUUGCUGAGGCAGAGGAACGUGGUGAGAUGGCUGUCAAAGAUGCCAAGGCAAAACUAGAGGAGCUGGAAGCUGCCCUCAACAAAGCGAAGCAAGAGAUGGCCCGCCAGCUGAGAGAGUAUCAGGAGCUGAUGAAUGUCAAACUGGCCCUGGAUAUUGAGAUUGCCACCUACAGAAAGCUGCUGGAAGGAGAAGAGAGUCGGUUGUCUGGUGAUGGAGCUGGUUCUGUGAGCAUGACUGUGCUCAAUACUACUGGUAGUUCUGCAUAUGGUAGCGGAGGUGGCUUUGGCUACGGUGGAGGAAUCAGCCUGGGGAGCGGAAUGGGCAGUGGAGGUCUGAGCUUUUCCUCUGGUGGUGGUCCAGGCAGCCUGAAAUCAACAUACAGCGUGAGCACAAGCUCAACCAGGCGAAGCGUCAGAAACUAAACUCCAAACAGCAACGGUCAUCACUGCCUGAAACAAAGAAAAUACAUAACCAGUCUCCCUCAUACUGCAUUAUCUGUCCACACCCACACAGAGAAAGAAAGAAAAUAUGGGUUGAGUAUCACUUAUCUAAAAUCCUUGGGACCAGAAGUGCUUCAUAUUUCAGGGUGCUCCUGGAAUAUCUGUAUUUGCAUAUACAUAAUGAAACACAAUGAGGCUGGAGAGAGAAUCUGAAAUGGUGGAAAUCCAACUACAGUGCUUAGUGUGAAUCCACACCUCCUGCCAUUUCAUAGAUUCUAACAUCUCUCUCAUGCCUUGCAAAUACAAUACAGGUACAUAGCUUAAAAAGUUUUAUAUUGGAGUUGCAGAUAAGAGAUACUCAACCUGUCCUGGGAAUGAAUGUGUGUUUCACUGGGCUUGUCUACAAUGGUGGGAAACCCCAUACUCACCCCAAAGUGGCUGCAAACUGGGCAUAAAACAUAACUUGGGGUUCACAAGCAAUGUGAAACAUUCUCUGAAAAUCCAGAGGAAAAAGUAACACCCUUUUACCCAGCAUUCACCUGUUAAAUCACGAUCGGUAGUGAAGACACAGCUGUGUCAUCCCCAGACAGCCUAAAUUCUGGAGUUGGCUCCAUUCAGAUGAAGGGGAGCGCUGUAUUUGAUUUUACUGACAAAACAGUUAACCUGGAUAGUGAAAUUCUAACCCAGCCUUCUUGCACCCUCAUGUGUUUCAGAUGUCUUGGUGUGAAAAAUGAGAAUUGUAGUUCAUUGUAGAUGUUGUGAACAUUGUUCUUGUGUUUGUGGGCAUUGUGGUCUGACCUAUCUGGAAAGCACCAAGUUGCAAAAAGCUGUUCUAAAAUACCCAGGUAAAUGUCAUAUUGUCUAUUUUUGAUGCAGAAAUUGCAUCCCCUUUAUCUCCUUUUAUCCUGUCUGUCUAAUUUUCCCAGGAAGAAAGACACGUGUAAACAUCAAUGAAAUAAAAUUGGAGUAAUCUUUUCCUCCCCCCCC
Messenger RNA from Sceloporus undulatus (fence lizard), 2710 nucleotides. Its product is annotated as keratin, type II cytoskeletal cochleal-like. The coding region runs from base 179 to 1705 and encodes 508 amino acids. Lineage: Eukaryota; Metazoa; Chordata; Lepidosauria; Squamata; Phrynosomatidae. Gene Ontology annotation, cellular component: keratin filament. Gene Ontology annotation, biological process: keratinization; intermediate filament organization. The record is from RefSeq and is a predicted model, not a curated record. The transcript is spliced from 9 exons. Gene Ontology annotation, molecular function: structural constituent of skin epidermis.